Molecule: messenger RNA, 4013 nt
Organism: Alligator sinensis (Chinese alligator)
Lineage: Eukaryota; Metazoa; Chordata; Crocodylia; Alligatoridae
Gene: CATSPERE
Product: catsper channel auxiliary subunit epsilon
Exons: 22
Biological process (GO): sperm capacitation; flagellated sperm motility
Cellular component (GO): CatSper complex; sperm principal piece
Source: RefSeq, a predicted model, not a curated record
CCGGUUCUGCUGCUGCUGUGGUGGGGCGGCGCCUGCGCCUUCGCCUUGUGGAGGUACAGGACGCCCGAAGGAACCUACGUUCUCUUCACAACCCGGACCACCGUAUUUUUAGAAUAUGAAGGAGAGUUAUUUCUGAGCUGGAAUAUUCCUGUGGUAUGUACUAUUGCAAAUGAAAGUUCACCUACAACAACGCUGAAGUGUCAAAUUUCUGGAUCUCAUAGACUGGAACCAAUACUUGACACUGAGGAACUGGAGUACUCUGACCGUUUUAUCCCUUUUGCCAAAGAUCUGAAUUGCUUUUUGUGGUAUGUGGUAACAAAUUCUACAUGGAACAGUUCAGUUCCACCCUCAAACAAUGAUACCCAGGUAUUAACUUUAUGGAUAUAUGAUCCAGAAAAUGCAAUUCCAUCUGAAUUGGAUCACAGUGCAACUUCUCCUUCAGCAAAUUCUAGGAUACUUAGCAAGCACUUUUGGAACUUGGGACAGGAGCCUGUUGUUGAAACCCAUUUGAGAAAUACCAGAUACUUUGCUGAUGAAUUUACAGACUUGGGGCUCUGGAAAAUUAAGGUACCUGCAAAUUCAGAUGACAUCAUAACAAUUAUCCAUGGAAAGGCAAUAGCUUUUCAAGAUUGCUUUGUUCAAGAUACUCCUUACAUACUUUCCAGACCUGAACAGCCAUUUUUUAACAAUGCAAAUGACAUCUCCCUCUCUUCACCAGCUGGUAGUGACAUCUACAUUGUGUGGUCUGCAUGCUUUCCAACAACUGCACUUGUGUUGACAGAUUUUGGAACUUUCCAUACAAAUGAUGGAUUCAGAACUUCUAAAGAAAUAAAAGCUCCAUCACACAUUUUGGCCUCUAACCUUGCUCAAAAUGUAACUGCUGUGGCUUUAGCAGAUGAUGGAAUCUUGUUUUUAAUAAAUGGAAAUAUUUACAAACGAGAGUCUAAUGAUUUCUUUAAACUUGGAACAGACUACGAUCUAUCAGAAGGAGACAUUAUUGGAGUACAGUCAAGGGUUUGGUGUCCAUCUGAAUAUCCAAUGAAGAGUGGGAGAAAAUUAAGUACAACAGCAAUAUGGACAUCAACUGACGUGCACCUUGGAUAUGGUGACAAUGUUUUUAUUAGAAUAACAGAUACAUCAAAGCUACAAAAUAUCCUAGGAUUCCCAGAGGAUGUUUCCUUAUCUCUAGGCACUGUUUCCUAUGACUCAUGCCCAGCUGAAAUUGCUCUAUUGGUGGCCUGCAUUGGGUGCAGCUCCUCUAGGAUGUUUUAUGUAGUGACAUAUAAUGAAGAUAGGUAUAUGUGGGUUCUUAGAAACUUUUUCUUAAGUGCUCCUUCCAAGGGUUUUAUGAAGAUGGAAUUCAUGUAUUCAGCAUUGCCAUCAAUGCUGCUGUGGAACAAGACAUCUAUGUAUUAUAGCUAUAGAAACAACACAGCUUAUGGAUUUCCUCCAGUGCACGAGACAAAUGUUACCCCAGCCGAAUAUACUAAUGGGAGCAGUAUUCACCAAAUUGUAAUAGAUUAUUCUGGAAACAUCGUGAUCAAGAUGCAAAAUAAUAUCAUGUUUUUUUUUAAAUUUGACUUAAUAGAUGUUAUACUGCUCCCUAGAUGGGAAAAUGAAAGUAAAAACACAGUCCUUUACUUGAAUCCAUCUGGUAACCUUUACAUUGUGGUCAUCAAUAGUUCUGGUAUACAUCGCCAGAAUUAUCCCUUGAAAAUGGAAGUACAUGGUACCUCUUACAGCCUUUUUGAUGAAUGCCCAUAUCUAGCAUUUCAUCACAACAUAGAUUUAAAUGUCUAUUAUCUGGACAAAGGAGAUGAAGUGACAUUUUGGGCACAAAUAUUAUUUCAGGAGAAUCUGGGCUUAUUUGUAGAUGUGAGAAUCCACAGGCCAGAACUAUUGGAACAGGCGACACAUGUUCAGUAUGAAAUCGCUCAUGAAAUCUGUACUAAAAACCAGACAAUUAAAUUUUAUCAAAAUGUUGACUAUAGUGAAUCACUUGAUUAUAUGAAGACAGUACAUGAAACCACUGGUGUCAUGACAGUUGAAGUGCAACCUAGUAUGACUGGAAAAGCAUGUUCAACAGUCAGAAAGCUAUCUUAUUUAUUUGUUGGGUGUCCUCCAUCAAGACAUAUUGUCAUUCAAACACCUCCAGGUAUAACCUGUAUCAAACAUAAUUUUACUUCUUACAAAUUACCUGGGAAUUUUUUAUGGCACUCAUCACCUAAAGAUACAGUGACAGAUUAUGAUUGGGAUAAAUAUGGCUGUCUAAUGGAGGUUUACUAUAGAGAUCCUUUUCGCCCUGAAAUUGCUUUAUAUGAUGGCAACACAUUUGUUAAAAUGGUUGAGGCAAAUUAUAUUUUAUGGGAGAUUAAAGGUAGAACUGACUUUGGAUACAACUCAUCUAUGGGAGAUGUAGGCUGUUCACGUGAAGCACAGAAUUGGUUUUCACUGCUUGAGAACCAUAAAAAUCAAGAAAUUGAAUUAGAUGAUAUUUGGGGGCCACAGAAUUAUAACUCCUGUUUUGAGUUCUCACAUGAAAACCUGCAAGACCUAUCUCAGCAGUAUCACAUUUUAAACCGCUCUGGUUCAAAUUCGCUCAUUUGGAACAUGGAACAGUCUGGCAUUUAUGUGUUCAAAGUGAAGAUACUGGAUCCAAACUUCAGUUUUUGUGACUUGAAAACAUUCUUUGCAGUCCAUACAUAUGGCAUAGUAGAAAGUCCUGACAUUGCCAAGACCAUUAUGUUUUCAAUCUUUGUACUGUCCCUGUUUUUGGGUAUACUUGUCUUAAGCUACUUCAAAUAUGCAAGGAUUUUUCAGACACUCAGAUACGUUGAUCCACUGCCAUUCCCUUCCUUGCAAAAUCAUACAAAAGAGUCAUCACAGGGCUUAAAGAAGGACCAAUAACCUAUUUACUUACUGUAUAGGUGGCAUUCUAUAUAUAGAAAUUAUAAGAACACUGUAAUGUUUAAAAUAAUUUAAGUAUGGUUGGAUUAAGUGUUGUUUUCAUAAGCAGCUUUCCACAUAAUAAAACUAGCAUGGUUAAUAUGUUAUGUUUCCAGUUUGAGGGACAUAAAUUAUGCUCUUAUUCAUUUCUUAAACCCAUCUUUCCCCGGGAGCAUCCAGUAAGCAGUAUCUCCUCUUCACCAAUAUAGGUCAACCAUGUUGCUUUUUUCAAAUAACUCUCAAGACCAGAUCAUCCGCUGGGGUAAAAUGGAGCUGUUCCACUGUGUAAUCCAUUUACACCUUCUGAUUAUCUGGACCUGAGAUUUAAACAAUUCCUUAUAUUUUGAACAGAUGAGACCCUCAUUUAAAAAUAUUUUUCAGAACCUUGGUAGAUAAGACUGCUUUUAAAGUAUUCUGACAACUGUGAUUCUAAUGCCUGUGUAUUGUAUUUUUAUAGCAAAUAGUAGACACAGCUCUGACAAUGUGACCACAAUUUUUGUACAAAAAUAUUGACUGUAAUUUAGAGUCCCGUUAAAACUUGAAAGAACUUAGCUGUUCAAAAAAAUCAUAUAUCUUUCAUCUAAGUGGUAUACUUUGGAAAACUUCAAAAGAGGAUCAAUUCACAUCACCUAUCAAAGCUUAAUAAAUCCAGACACAGCAAACUUUAUAUUUCCAUAAUUAUCCUAACAAGUUAUGUAUGAAGAAUUAUAUUGUUUAAGAAUGCACUAGAUUUUAUAUUCUUGAAGGAAUUUUACUCAUAUAGUUUUUAAUUGGUGCUUAAUAAAUGUUAAUUCAUUCAGUAAAAAUGUAGAGUUGGCAGAAGUUAUCAUCUGUUUUAACAGAUAAACUUACAAGCAUCAAACCUGAUGUAGCAAUUAAAAAUUGUAACUAAUAUUUGAAUACAUUUUCAUAGUUCCACUUGAGGAUAUAUUUCCAUGGCUAGCCAAAGUUUUCUAGUUUUCAAAGUGAGUGAUUUGAAGAGUUUAUAUUGUUCAUUGCAUGUUUUAAUUGGAAUAAUAUGCUUAAUGUUACAAAUCCACAUUCAUAUUUAAUAAAUAAAAAGUUGA